Molecule: messenger RNA, 908 nt
Organism: Candidula unifasciata
Lineage: Eukaryota; Metazoa; Mollusca; Gastropoda; Stylommatophora; Geomitridae
Source: the annotation of a GenBank genome assembly
CUCCUCCACAGAAGGAUUUUAAUUGGAAGACUGAGAACAGCGAGCCUCUGAAGAAAAUUCAACUAAAAAACCUCAAAUUAGGUAAAGAGUUGGGGCAGGGUGAAUUCGGCUCGGUUUUAAAGGGAGUCUUGAUUUUGGAGAAAAAGUUUUUGAGGAAAGAAAAAAUUAAUGUGGCCAUCAAGACAUUUCAUUCUGUCGGCAACCGGGAUGACUUCAACUUGGAGGCUCAUGUGAUGCAGUCCCUGAAGCAUGACUACAUUGUGGAACUGCUGGGUGUCUGUGAAGGACCUCCACUGAUGUUGAUAGAAGAAUUCAUCCCAAUGGGGUCCAUGCUGGACUAUCUGGAAGACCACCCGAACAAUGUCAGGGUCAAGCAGGAACUCUACCUCUGGGCCUCACAAAUUGCAGAGGGGAUGAUGUACUUGGAGACAAAGAGACUUGUGCACAGAGAUUUGGCUGCAAGAAAUAUCCUCCUCUACUCAUUAGAACGGGUGAAAAUUAGCGACUUUGGCCUGUCCAGGGCGAUGGGUGCAGAUAAGGAGUAUUAUAAAGCCUCUAAAGGUGGACGCUGGCCCAUUAAGUGGUAUGCACCUGAGAGUGUCAACUUUGGCCAUUUCUCCCAUGCCAGCGACGUCUGGAGCUAUGGGGUGACUCUUUGGGAGAUGUUCUCUUACGGUGGUGCACCUUACGAUGACAUGACUGGUGUUGAGGUAAUCAAAUUUAUUGAGGAUGAUUGCCGGUUAGCAAAGCCAGAAAAGUGCCCAGAUGUGGUGUACAGUGUCAUGCUGAAGUGUUGGUCUUUUGAGCCUGCGCAGCGGCCUACUUUCUCCAUGCUGAAUAAACACUUCAAUGAAGAACCUGAGUAUGUCAGUGCCAGAGAGUUAAGAAAAACAACAAGAAAUACAUAA